AUGCUGAGAGCGUUUCUGAACACGUCUGGACGCGGCCUCGGCUUGCCUGGCCUUGGGAAAGGAGGAGCCAAGCGUCAUAGAAAAAUUCUCCGCGAUAGUGUCCAAGGCAUAACCAAACCCGACAUCCGGCGGCUGGCCCGCAGAGGCGGGGUCAAACGUCUUUCCACCACCGUUUACGAAGAAGUCCGCGCCGCGCUGAAACUGUACCUGGAGAACAUAAUAACUGAUGCGGUGACCUAUACCGAUCAUGCGAAAAGGAGGACCGUCACUGCGAUGGAUAUUAUAUAUGCUCUGAAACACCAGGGCCAUACUUUGUACGGGUUCAGCGGCUAA
This is a messenger RNA of Otolemur garnettii (small-eared galago), 333 nucleotides long. RefSeq names its product histone H4-like. Lineage: Eukaryota; Metazoa; Chordata; Mammalia; Primates; Galagidae. Gene Ontology annotation, cellular component: nucleosome. The transcript has a single exon. The record is from RefSeq and is a predicted model, not a curated record. The coding region runs from base 1 to 333 and encodes 110 amino acids. Gene Ontology annotation, biological process: nucleosome assembly. Gene Ontology annotation, molecular function: DNA binding; structural constituent of chromatin; protein heterodimerization activity.